This is a messenger RNA of Nerophis lumbriciformis (worm pipefish), 2785 nucleotides long. NCBI's taxonomy places the organism in Eukaryota, Metazoa, Chordata, Actinopteri, Syngnathiformes, Syngnathidae. The record is from RefSeq and is a predicted model, not a curated record.
AGGAGAAGCCGUCAUGUCUUGACUACAGAAGGGCCCUCUGGAGCCCUUUGCCUCCACCCUGGACCACCUUACCCCUCCCCCAUUUAUCACCUUAGCGCUUCUCCUGCCCUGCGCUACCCCCUGAACUCCCUGCAAAUGUGAGAAACAGGCUUCCCUACCCUGGCUGCUGACUGGCCAACACUGAGAGAUGAGCCUACCUAAGCACCAUCAGUUUGCCAAUAGUAGCGGCAGGGUAAUGGGCUCUGACAGGGAUCUGCAAUCCACUGCCUCCUCCAUUUCCCUGUCCUCUGUGAAGAAGGCGCCUAAGAAAAGGCGCUUAUCCCUGGCUUCGCUAUUUCGAUGGAGAGGACGGGAGGCCAAAUCAGUGCGGAGAAAGUCUCGAGAGCUCCAAAGCCUCGGUCCAGGUGGGCUUUCAGGCGUGGAUGGCAUCGCUAGCAUUGAGAGCAUUCAUUCCGAGAUGUGCUACGAUAAGAACUCUGCCUUCUUCACUGUGGUUGGGAACGGCGCUCCCUCGACUGCUUUUUUUGCUGCCUCCACCUCAUCUCCCUCGGGACCUUGUGUAUCUGCCUCCACCCCCUCUUCUUCAAAGCUGGGGAGUGGAGUGGGGUUGGAGCUUUUGGAGUGCCCCCUGUGCCUUCUGCACCACUCUAAGGAGAGUUUCCCUGACAUCAUGACCUGUCAGCACCGGUCUUGCAUCGACUGCUUACGUCAGUACCUGCGCAUUGAAAUAUCAGAGUCACGCGUCAACAUCAGUUGCCCCGAGUGCUCGGAGCGUUUCAACCCACAUGACAUCUGCAUGAUUCUUGGUGACCGGGGUCUGAUGGAGAAAUAUGAAGAGUUCAUGCUUAGAAGGUGGUUGGUGGCUGACCCUGACUGCCGUUGGUGUCCGGCGCCUGAUUGCGGGUAUGCAGUUAUUGCCUUUGGUUGUGCUAGCUGCCCUAAAAUCACAUGUGGGAGGGAGAGUUGUGGUGCGGAGUUUUGUUAUCUUUGUAAGCAGCUGUGGCACCCCAACCAAACCUGUGAUGCAGCACGACAACAGAGAGCCCAAAGCCUUCGCCUGAGAACAAUACGCUCGUCGUCUCUCAGCUCCAGCCAAGAGAGUGGAGCCACAGCUGAUGAUAUUAAGCCAUGCCCACGCUGUGCUGCUUACAUCAUCAAAAUGAAUGAUGGGAGCUGUAACCACAUGACCUGCGCUGUCUGCGGUUGUGAGUUCUGCUGGCUUUGUAUGAAAGAGAUCUCAGACUUGCAUUACUUGAGCCCAUCAGGCUGUACUUUUUGGGGGAAGAAGCCAUGGAGCAGAAAGAAGAAGAUUCUCUGGCAAUUGGGAACACUUGUUGGUGCCCCUGUUGGCAUUGCACUGAUUGCUGGCAUAGCUAUCCCUGCCAUGGUUAUUGGCAUCCCUGUCUAUGUGGGAAGAAAAAUUCACAAUCGCUACGAAGGUAAAGAUAUAGGCAAGCACAAGCGGAAUCUCGUGAUUGCAGGUGGCGUAACACUUUCUGUCAUUGUGUCUCCAGUGGUUGCAGCAGUCACUGUUGGCAUUGGAGUUCCCAUUAUGCUCGCGUAUGUUUACGGUGUGGUGCCCAUAUCGUUGUGCCGGAGUGGGGGCUGUGGUGUAUCCACAGGCAAGGGAAAAGGUGUUCGAAUUGAAUUCGAUGAUGAGAAUGACAUGAAUGUCGCCACUGGAACAGCAGCCACUGAUUCAACAUCUGUAGCAGACACGAGAAACAAUCCAAGUAUCAGUGAAGGCAGUGUCGGGGGUCUGACGGGGAGUUUAAGUGCCAGCGGCAGCCAAAUGGACAGACUUGGGGCAAUCAGGGACAACCUCAGUGAGACAGCAUCCACCAUGGCCCUUGCUGGAGCCAGCAUCACCGGCAGCCUUUCUGGCAGCGCCAUGGUCCACUACUUAAGCAGGUUGGAAGUGCAAGCUGAUGUGCAAAAGGAUCUCUGCAGUCUUAGUGGUGAAUCUGGUACUGUCAGCCUCGGAACAAUCAGCGACAACGCAAGCACUAAAGCCAUGGCUGGAUCCAUUCUGAAUGCUCAGAUCCCCCUUGACAGGGAUGGCAAUAGUAUGGAAGUUCAGGUGGACAUUGAAUCCAAACCCGCCAAACUACGGACUCACAGCAGAAGCAGCAGCGUGGAUGAUGGCAGUCACGUGGGUUGGACGUGCCCCUCGAAUGAUUGCGUGGCCUCGCAGGGUCGAACAACAUCCGCCAAGUGUCCGUCCUCCACCAACUCUGGAGGCAAAAAGAGCAAAGGCAAACUGCACAAGAAGGCAGACAGAGGCACGAAAAUCAACGACACGAGGGAUGACAUGGACGCUCAGCUUUUGGAGCAGCGUAGCGACAACUCUUUGGACUUUGACUCCCCUCUUAGCGGCAGCCUGCCAUCCGUUUCGGACUCCCACUCCAGCCACGUCUCAGAGUUCAGCGGCUCAGAUCUGGAGGGCGUGAAAACGUCGUACGGCUCCAGCGGAGGCGACUAUCACUCACGCUUCGCCGCCGUCAGUCCCUUGCCCGAAGUGGAGAAUGACCGGCUGGAGACCUGCCCCGCCUCACGGACCCCGUCCCGGGUUCCCCGCUCACCUACCUCCUCCCCAGCUCACGCCGCAGAGCUCUCCCCUCUCCGCUAUGUCACAGAGGAGAAUAUCAACCUGGUCUGCCCCACUGAGCGGGACUGUCAGAGAUGCACAGUGCACCUAAUAAAAGAGACUAACAACAAUCACCAGUCACCACAACAUACCACUCAAACCCAGCACAAGAACCCUUGUAUACAGACUGACAUAUAA